This is a messenger RNA of Colius striatus (speckled mousebird), 4699 nucleotides long. It is a transcript of the gene MTF2, whose product is annotated as metal response element binding transcription factor 2. The transcript is spliced from 15 exons. The record is from RefSeq and is a predicted model, not a curated record. The coding region runs from base 240 to 2027 and encodes 595 amino acids. Lineage: Eukaryota; Metazoa; Chordata; Aves; Coliiformes; Coliidae. Gene Ontology annotation, molecular function: chromatin binding; DNA binding. Gene Ontology annotation, cellular component: nucleus. Gene Ontology annotation, biological process: chromatin organization; regulation of DNA-templated transcription.
CUCCUCCGCGGGAAACAAAAAUGGCGAGCGGCUACAGCGGAGCCGGGCUGUCUGUGAAGCGGGUUUGACUCCUCCCCCGUUGCUUUUUCCUUCUGUCCGCCUCAGAGCCCGUGCACGGCGGAGUCCCGCUGCGUACCGAGGGACCGGCUGCACACCGAGGGCUCGAGCCGCACCGGGGCGAGUUUCCUGAGCUCGCUGAUUUCCCUGUAUGAGGCGGUUGGCACCACUGGAGAGACCGAAUGAGAGACUCUACAGUGGUGGGUAAUUCACAGGUCCAUAAGCGGUCUCCUUUACGUGGAAACCAUAAGACCUCAGGAUCUCUGACCAAACUGUCAUUACGUGAUGGACAGAAACCCAAAAAGCCACUGUGUAAAUUUGAAGAGGGUCAGGAUGUCCUAGCUAGAUGGUCAGAUGGCUUGUUUUAUCUUGGAACUAUCAAAAAGAUAAACAAACUAAAACAGAACUGCUUCAUUAUAUUUGAAGACAGUUCCAAGUCCUGGGUUCUCUGGAAGGACAUACAAACAGGAGCCACUGAAAGUGGGGAAAUGGUCUGUACAAUAUGUCAGGAAGAGUAUUCAGAAGCACCAAAUGAAAUGGUUAUAUGUGAUAAAUGUGGGCAAGGUUAUCAUCAACUAUGUCACACACCAAAUAUUGAUUCCAGCGUGAUUGAUUCAGAUGAUAAAUGGCUCUGUCGACAGUGUGUUUUUGCAACGACCACAAAGAGGGGUGGUGCCCUUAAGAAAGGACCAAAUGCCAAAGCACUGCAAGUCAUGAAACAAACGUUACCGUAUAAUGCCACAGACCUUGAGUGGGAUGCAGGUCAUAAAACAAAUGUCCAGCAGUGUUACUGCUAUUGUGGAGGACCUGGAGACUGGUAUCUAAAGAUGCUGCAGUGCUGCAAAUGUAAGCAGUGGUUUCAUGAGGCUUGUGUUCAGUGCCUCCAAAAGCCAAUGCUUUUUGGUGACAGGUUUUAUACAUUCAUUUGCUCAGUUUGUAGUUCUGGACCAGAAUACCUCAAACGUUUACCCUUGAGAUGGGUAGAUAUAGCACAUCUAUGCCUUUAUAACCUAAGUGUUAUUCAUAAGAAGAAAUACUUUGAUUCAGAGCUUGAACUCAUGGCCUACAUUAACGAAAACUGGGAUAGGUUGCAUCCUGGUGAGCUCGCAGAUACACCAAAAUCUGAAAGAUAUGAGCAUGUACUGGAGGCAUUAAAUGAUUACAAGACCAUGUUUAUGUCUGGAAAAGAAAUUAAGAAAAAGAAGCAUUUGUUUGGCUUGAGAAUUCGUGUUCCUCCAGUGCCACCAAAUGCUGCUUUAAAGGCUGAGAAAGAACCAGAAGGAACUUCUCAUGAGUUCAAAAUUAAAGGCAGAAAGUCAUCUAAACCAAUCCCUGAUGUGAGGGAAUUAAGUAAUGGUAUAGAAAGAAAGGGGAAAAAAAAAACAGUAGGUCGUCCACCUGGUCCCUAUACAAGGAAAAUGAUUCACAAAACUCCAGAGUCAUCUCCUCUGGAUAAUGAGCCAGUUCCAGUGGUGGAGAACCCAGCCUUGGAAUUACCCUGCACUGUUGGCAAAUCUGAUGGAACUGCACAUUCAUCCAAUACCUCAGAUGUGGAAUCCACAGGUGCUGCAAGUAUGAACGAAACUACCUCAUCUAGCAUUUCCAGACAUUAUAGUUUAUCUGAUUCAAGAAAAAGAACUCGUACAGGAAGAACUUGGCCUGCUGCAAUACCACAUUUGAGGAGAAGAGGUCGCUUUUCACGAAAAGCCCUCCAGACUCAGAAUUCAGAAAUUGUAAAAGAUGAUGAGAGCAAGGAAGAUUACCAGUAUGAUGAACUCAAUACAGAGAUACUUAACAACUUAGCAGAUCAGGAGUUACAGCUCAAUCAUCUAAAGAACUCAAUUACUAGUUAUUUUGGUGCAGCAGGUAGAAUAGCUUGUGGGGAAAAAUACCGUGUUUUGGCUCGUCGGGUGACACUUGAUGGAAAAGUGCAGUAUCUUGUGGAGUGGGAAGGAGCAACUGCAUCCUGACUGUAGGACUGAACAUUACGUUCACUGCACUGUCAUCUGUAUGUACAGCUCAUAAUGCAGAGCCACAAGAGAAAUGUGUCUUUAAACGUGUUUUUAAAAACAAAACCAGUUUAGCCUUAACAUGUAAUUGUUACCAUUACAGCUCUUGUGAGAAAGACUUAUCUUUUUAAAACCUGAUCUGAGAUUUUUUUAAUCUGAACUUUGUUAGAUUGUUUUAGGUUGGGAUAUUUUGGGUUACAAUUGCUUAAAUAUGUGCAUGGUGUUUUAAAGAAAAAAAAAAAGACAUUUUCUAGGGAACAUUCCGUGGAUACAGUUAUUGUGAUUUAGAGAAAAUAUUCUGUAGAUAGCACAAAGCCUGGAAAAAUUUCUGGUUUGUUUUCUUAUCCAAAUGUUUGCAGAAAUGUAUUUCUAUUUCAAUACUUUCUAGAUUUCAUAAGUGCAGUGUAUAUAAUGCCUACUGAAGACUGUAAAAUACUGAAGUUUUCUUUCAAACAGUGUAAAAAAAAAAAGAAAAAAUAUAUUGAGCCUGUAAAUUGCUCUGUGACUAGACUUCAUUGUCUUCUUAAUAUAUUCUUUGUGUGUAUGCGUGUGCGCAUGUGUAUAUAUACAUAUGUAUAUAUGCACACACAUACUUGUGCAUGUAUAUAUAUGUGUGAUUGUGACCUAUGCAAUACAAAUUAUGGGAUCAGACAGCUUCUGAGAAUAGAUCCCAUAAUUCUUUUUUCAGGAAUAGUUGCCAGUAUUUACACAACAGCAUUUCUUCUCAGGCUCACUUGGUGCUGUUGCUUUCUGUGUCCUAAGGAAGAGUGUCAAACCAGUGCAGCGUGUUCUGGCAAUGGGUGCAGACAUUGAUGUUCAUGUCUUCUAGGUAAUAUAUUCCAGUAUUUUCCAUGUGAAUUAACUGUUAAAAAUAAUGCAUGAUCAGAACAUCUUGAAAUUCACUCCAUUAGAACAGUUUGGAAGCUAUUGAGGCACACUGAUUUGGUGUCCUAGUUAUAAACUUAAGUUGACAGCAAUUACACCCAAAUUCCUACGUGUGUGUAGAAGCAGUCAUAUUUUCAUAAGUGCAGUAUGAAUAAAGUAUGUUAUUGCACAGGGUCAACACUUUGUUGCCGUUUGAAGUAACGUUACUGAGUUUAUUACAAUAUUACCUCUUUUUGUUGUUAUAAAAUGCACCAAGUUUUCAAUUUUACUUUAAAAAAAAAAAACAAACUCAAAGGUCUUUUGACAGUAUUAGAUGUAUUUCUUUGUCUGCUACUUUUGAGGGGGUUUUAGCCAAAGAGUAAACAGAAGAAUGUUUUUACUUUGGUGGUUAUUCACUGUACUGCAUGAGGUUAAUUUUCUUAAAUACUUACAGUUCACCACUGAAAUAAAACCAUGUACCAUUUGCAAAUGACAAAGUGGUUAAAAGUGUAUUGCCUGAGUUAGUACUUGCUUAUUGUUACUUGAUUGUUUAACUUUUUCUGCUCACUUUGAACAUCUUAAAGGUGAUAUGUAAAACGAUUUUUUUUUUCUGUCACUUUACAGCCAAAGGAAGCAGAGAAAGCUUUUUAGCCUGUGCUUGGUUUCAUUGAACCAUAGAAUGGUAGGGCUGGAAGGGACCUUUAGAGAUCAUCUAGUCCAACCCCCCUGCAGAAGCAGGUUCACCUAGAUCAGGUCACACAGGAACAUGUCCAGGUGGGUCUUGAAGACCUCCAAGGAAGGAGACUCCACAACCCCUCUGGGCAGCCUGUGCCCGGGCUCCCUCACCUCAUAGUAAAAUAGUUUAUGACUGGUUGAGUAGCAGUAGCUUCAUACAAAUGCUAAUUUAAAACUGUCACUUCUGUUUACCUUCACUAAAAUGUGGGAUUUUUUUCUCAAGCCCUCAGCUGUUAAUUUAAUGUUGCCUGCCUAUAGCUGCAAUAUUUUUGAUAACACGUCAACUUCAAGUUAAUUUUUGAAUGUUUAUAUUGUGGGAUAAUGCAAAAUGUAAAGCCUUUGUAACCUUACACUCAUGAUCUGUAUCUGUCUUUAUUGUUUCACUUUAUCCAAGUCCUUUAAUUCUAACUGAACACCAGCAGCAUUUUUUGUAAAGUUGCAUUUAAAGGUAAAUAUUCGAAUGUACUUCGGGGUCUUUAGUGCGGGGCAGAAAAUAUUUGUUGAACUUAAGCUGUCCAUAGACUUAAUUAUUGUGAAUGUCAGUUCAUUUUAUUCUGGUGGUUGACUUGACUCUGAUGUUCAGUUUGUAUUUUUGGAAUUGCUUUUUUCUUAGAAUUAAAAGGCCAACAUUAAAUGUGUGUAUUUUUUUCUGAGAUAGAAGAAUCAGUUUUGAUUUUGUAUUCUCGUGAAGUAUGUACUUGGCAUGCUCCCCUCUGUUUCUCUAGCUCUACCUUUCCCAUUUCUUUCUUGAAACACUUGACCUGCACAUAGACACUAGUGUUCCCAGCCAUGCUUGAGCAAUGCUUUGUUACAAGAUGUCAUGUACUGGAAAAUGCUGCAGUAGUGCUGCUGAAAAUAUAGCUAUAGUAAUUAAAGCACACCUACAAAGGCCUUUCAUCUUAUGUGAAUUUCAUUGUAUGUAGUAAUGGAGAGUCUGAAAGAAAUGCAAAUGUUGCUGUACCCAACUACUUCAUUUUGGUGUGACUUCAUUAUAUGUAUGCAUGUGGAAAUAUAUGUAAUUCAACUUUGUGGUC